Castor canadensis (American beaver) is the source of this 3832-nucleotide messenger RNA. It is a transcript of the gene Tie1, whose product is annotated as tyrosine kinase with immunoglobulin like and EGF like domains 1. Gene Ontology annotation, biological process: protein phosphorylation; positive regulation of angiogenesis; positive regulation of kinase activity. Gene Ontology annotation, cellular component: plasma membrane; signaling receptor complex. Gene Ontology annotation, molecular function: ATP binding; transmembrane receptor protein tyrosine kinase activity; protein binding. The record is from RefSeq and is a predicted model, not a curated record. NCBI's taxonomy places the organism in Eukaryota, Metazoa, Chordata, Mammalia, Rodentia, Castoridae.
AGGCAGGACAAAUCUUCCACACCCCCACCACCCCUCCCACCUGAGCCACCUCAUUUCCUCUUCCUCGCAUUGGGGCACACUGAUCUGCACAGGCCAAGCAUUCGACCCAUAGCAACUGACCCCAGGCCCAGCUGGUCUGGCUGGCCUGGGUCAGCCUCCGGAGUAUGGUCUGGCUUGGGCCCCCUUUCCUGCUCUCCAUUUUCAUCUUGGCCUCUCACGUUGGCGCAGCGGUGGACCUGACGCUGUUGGCCAACCUGCGCCUCACGGAUCCCCAGCGUUUCUUCUUGACCUGCGUGUCCGGGGAGGCCGGGGCCGGAAGGGGCUCGGACGCCUGGGGGCCGCCCCUAUUGCUGGAGAAGGACGACCGCAUAGUACGCACCUUCCCACCUGGGCAGCCCCUGCACCUGGCGCGCAACGGCUCACACCAGGUAACGCUGCGUGGCUUCUCCAAGCCCUCAGACCUGGUGGGCGUCUUCUCCUGCGUGGGCGGCGCCGGAGCAAGGCGCACUCGGGUCCUCUAUGUGCACAACAGCCCAGGGGCCCACCUACUCCCAGACAAGGUCACGUACACAGUGAACAAGGGUGACACAGCUGUACUUUCUGCACGUGUACACAAGGAGAAGCAGACAGAUGUGAUCUGGAAGAACAAUGGAUCCUACUUCCAUACCCUGGACUGGCAUGAGGCCCGAGAUGGGCAGUUCCUGCUGCAGCUCCAAAAUGUACAGCCACCAUCAAGCGGCAUCUACAGUGCCACCUACCUGGAAGCCAGUCCCCUGGGCAGUGCCUUCUUUCGACUCAUCGUGCGGGGCUGUGGGGCUGGGCACUGGGGGCCAGGGUGUACCAAGGAAUGCCCAGGAUGCCUACAUGGAGGUGUCUGCCAUGACCAUGAUGGCGAGUGUGUGUGCCCCCCUGGAUUCACUGGUACCCGCUGUGAGCAGGCCUGCAGAGAAGGCCGUUUUGGACAGAGGUGCCAGGAGCAGUGUCCAGGCACCGCAGGCUGUCGGGGUCUCACCUUCUGCCUCCCAGACCCCUAUGGCUGUUCUUGUGGAUCUGGUUGGAGAGGAAGUCAGUGCCAGGAAGCCUGUGCCCCUGGUCAUUUUGGGGCUGAUUGCCGCCUGCAGUGCCAGUGUCAAAAUGGUGGCACUUGUGACCGUUUCAGUGGCUGUGUCUGCCCCUCCGGGUGGCAUGGAGUACACUGUGAGAAGUCAGACCGGAUCCCCCAGAUCCUCAACAUGGCCUCAGAACUGGAAUUCAACUUAGAGACAAAGCCAAGGAUCAACUGUGCAGCCGCAGGGAACCCCUUCCCAGUACGGGGCAGCAUGGAGCUGCGCAAGCCAGAUGGCACUGUGCUCCUGUCCACUAAGGCCAUUGUGGAGCCAGACAGGACCACAGCUGAGUUCGAGGUGCCCCGCUUGACUCUUGGGGACAACGGGUUCUGGGAGUGCCGUGUGUCCACAUCUGGUGGCCAAGACAGCCGGCGAUUCAAAGUCAAUGUCAAAGUGCCCCCAGUGCCCCUGACUGCACCUCGGCUCCUGGCUAAGCAGAGCCGCCAACUUGUGGUCUCCCCUCUGGUCUCAUUCUCUGGAGAUGGACCCAUCUCCUCGGUCCGCCUGCACUACCGGCCCCAGGAUAGCACAAUGGCCUGGUCCGCCAUUGUGGUGGAUCCCAGUGAGAAUGUGACGAUAAUGAACCUGAGGCCGAAGACAGGAUACAGUGUCCGUGUGCAGCUGAGCCGGCCAGGGGAAGGAGGUGAAGGGGCCUCAGGGCCUCCUACCCUCAUGACCACAGACUGUCCUGAGCCCUUAUUGCAGCCAUGGCUGGAGGGCUGGCAUGUGGAAAGCCCUGACCGCCUGCGAGUGAGCUGGUCCUUGCCCUCAAUGUCUGGGCCACUGGUGGGCGAUGGUUUCCUGCUGCGCCUGUGGGAUGGAGCACGGGGGCAAGAGCGGUGGGAGAACAUCUCAUCCCCCCAAGCCCGCACCGCCCUCCUGACUGGACUUACACCUGGCACCCACUACCAGCUAGAUGUGCGGCUCUACCACUGCACCCUCCUGGGCCCUGCCUCGCCCUCUACGCACAUGCUUCUGCCCUCCAGUGGGCCUCCAGCCCCCCGGCAUCUCCAUGCCCAGGCUCUCUCAGACUCAGAGAUCCAGCUGACAUGGCAGCGUCCAGAGGCUCCAUCUGGGCCUAUAUCCAAGUACAUCGUGGAGAUUCAGGUGGCCGGGGGCUCAGGAGACCCACUGUGGAUAGACGUGGACAGGCCUGAGGAGACAAGCACCAUCAUCCAUGGCCUCAAUGCCAGCACACGCUACCUCUUCCGUGUGCGGGCCAGUGUGCAGGGUCUUGGAGACUGGAGCAACAUGGUAGAAGAGGCCACCCUGGGCAACGGACUGCAGAGUGAAGGCCCAGUCCAAGAGAGCCGGACAGCUGAAGAGGGUCUGGAUCAGCAACUGGUCCUGGCUGUGGUGGGUUCUGUCUCAGCCACCUGCCUCACCAUCCUGGCUGCCCUCUUAGCCCUGGUGUGUAUUCGCAGAAGCUGCCUGCAUCGGAGACGCACCUUCACCUACCAGUCAGGAUCGGGUGAGGAGACCAUCCUGCAGUUCAGCUCAGGAACCUUGACACUGACCCGACGGCCAAAACCUCAACCCGAACCUCUGAGUUACCCUGUACUGGAGUGGGAGGACAUCACCUUUGAGGACCUCAUUGGGGAAGGGAACUUCGGCCAAGUUAUCCGGGCCAUGAUCAAGAAGGAUGGACUCAAGAUGAAUGCAGCCAUCAAAAUGCUGAAAGAGUAUGCCUCUGAAAAUGACCAUCGGGACUUUGCCGGAGAACUGGAAGUUCUGUGUAAACUGGGGCAUCACCCCAACAUCAUCAACCUCUUGGGGGCCUGUGAGAACCGAGGUUACUUGUAUAUUGCUAUCGAAUAUGCCCCCUAUGGGAAUCUGCUAGAUUUUCUGCGGAAGAGUCGGGUCCUGGAGACUGACCCAGCUUUUGCCCGAGAGCAUGGAACGGCCUCCACCCUCAGCUCCCGGCAGCUGUUGCGUUUUGCCAGUGAUGCUGCCAAUGGCAUGCAAUAUCUGAGUGAGAAGCAGUUCAUCCACAGGGACCUGGCUGCCCGAAACGUGCUGGUUGGUGAGAACCUGGCUUCCAAGAUUGCAGACUUUGGCCUUUCUCGGGGGGAGGAGGUGUAUGUAAAGAAGACAAUGGGGCGUCUCCCCGUUCGUUGGAUGGCCAUCGAGUCUCUGAACUACAGUGUCUACACCACCAAGAGUGAUGUCUGGUCCUUUGGGGUCCUUCUCUGGGAGAUAGUGAGCCUUGGAGGCACACCCUACUGUGGCAUGACCUGUGCUGAGCUCUAUGAGAAGCUGCCUCAGGGCUACCGCAUGGAACAGCCUCGAAACUGUGAUGAUGAAGUGUAUGAGCUGAUGCGUCAGUGCUGGCGAGACCGUCCCUAUGAGCGCCCUCCCUUUGCCCAGAUCGCACUGCAGUUGGGCCGCAUGCUGGAAGCCAGGAAGGCCUAUGUGAACAUGUCACUAUUUGAGAACUUCACUUAUGCGGGCAUCGACGCCACAGCUGAGGAGGCCUGAACUGUCCUCCCUCUAGCCAGAACCUGGCUCUGCUGGCCGGAGCAAACUGCUCUCCAACCUGUGACUUGUGACCCGUCUAGCUGAUCUGCCUCCGGGAAUUCUUUUAACUUAAGGGGAAAAAGGGGGGGAUCCAGAAGGGGACAACUGAGGAGAACAGGGUCCCUAUCCUUUGCAGUUGCUCCUUCAUUUUGUCGCUCCCCACACCCAAGCCCCUACUUCAGCUCCUCUGCCCAAGCCAACACCUGUUC